Molecule: messenger RNA, 1197 nt
Organism: Schistosoma intercalatum
Lineage: Eukaryota; Metazoa; Platyhelminthes; Trematoda; Strigeidida; Schistosomatidae
Source: the annotation of a GenBank genome assembly
CUGUAAGGUUUGAAGUUUAACCGCUUAAAUUACUUUCGUGCGCUACUUCUGAUCACAUGCAAUGGAUAUUCAGAAAAUAUAAUUAUACUUUCUUAGGACGCAUUUGAAGACUUCAUGAUUUCAUCUUCCAGUUAUCCGACCGAAGUUAUUGACUUGACUAAUAGUGAUACAGACACAAAACCCAUAUCACCAGCUGCUGUUCGACACCUUUCCAGAGAAAAGAAUAAAAGCACUUCAAAGGCACUUGCUGAAGCCGACGGCUGUUUCAAAGAUAUGGAGGAGAAGAAUGGUUGUGAUGACGAAGAUUUUGAUAUCGAAGAUGAAAGCAUCAUAGAACGCUUAAUUGGUCUCUUAGAAAUGUUUCCAGAGCCAGUACGUCGCGGUGUUUCUUUCGCCUACAGUGCAGCUUCAGAAGGCGUUGUAUCGGGUUAUUCUCUCAGCAGAUCGGUGACUUGGUUUUUGGUGAGCACAGCUACUGUAUGUUUCCUCCCACUUAUUCUGGAGCUAGAACGAGUUCAAACUGAAGAGCAAGAGGCAGUACAACAGCGUGCAAUGAUGCUUGGCCCUAGGGCUGCAGGUGGUGGUUCUGGCCUGGCCGGAUUCUCAGCAGCAGUUCCUCAUCUUACUCACAUAGAACCCAAGUAGAAAACGUAUUCUUUGUAUGCAUUUGUACUUUCACCAGUAAUUAUAAGCUAAUACAAGUACUGUUACGCUCAUAACAGCAACCCAUAUUUAGUUCACUAAGUCUUCACCGUUAAUUUGUACGUGAGGUUGGAAGAAAAUGAGGGGCGGCCAAACCAAAAUAUGGCAUCAGUGCUUGAAGUCAUUAACUUCUGUUCUGUUGUCAUGUUGGUAGAUGCAGACUACUCGGUUGGAGUCCGCGUGACUAUGGUAGCCAAUAGUUGGAGACUCUUGGUGACAUGGCUCAGAAUAUAUUACAAUAGCGUCAGUGUAUACUUUUUGUCUUCCCUUAAGCUAUGAGCUUAAAAUCAGAUUCAGAUUUGUGUAGUAAGGACAGAAGGCCUACAGCCUAUGUAAUUCCUUUUCUAGUAUGUUUCUCUGAGUGUCCAGUCUUCUCUUGAAAGAGUCAAUUGAAGGUGCGGACACCACUGCUUCAGGCAGCAGGUUCCAAUUAUUGAUGACUCAGUGUAAAAACCUGUACGCCACGGGUAUUUUACUCGUUCUUGGCUUUUCUAC